CUUUCCUCUUCGGGGUGUAGCUCCAUUUUGGCAUCAAACAGACGGCUGCUAAGGGGAAGAAAUUUUCUCAUGAAAGCUGAAGCGUUCGCUGGAAAUAGAUCCAUAAGAACGGUAUCUGAAAUUUGUGGCACUGGUAAAUGGGAUGCAGGAUGUCUAAAAGGACGGGCAGGAAAAGGAACAACACUAAACACAAGAAAGAAGAAUCGGUCACAGUUCUGAAUGAAUUUGAAGACAUGGUGGAUCUUGGCAAGUUUGAAGAAAUGAAGCGACCUCAACUUCAGGCGUUAUGCAAACGAUAUGGACUUAAAGCUUCAGGAAAGAAUACCGAACUUGUCAAGAGACUUCAAGAACAUGUUAGGAACAACAGCAACAACAACAACAAUAACAAUGUAAACAACAGCAACAACAAUGCAGAAGACCCAGCAUUGUCUUCGAGUUCUCACCAAGAAAUAGAAGAACCAAAAAAGCUAGGCAAUGUUACCUUUGAGAAAGCUGAUAGUCAUGUACAAGAAGUGACUGAACCCAAAAAACUGAGCAAUGUUACUUUUGAAAAAGCUCAUAGUCAAAUACCCACAGAUGAACAUGUCCACGUAAGCAGUAGUGACAGCAGUAGCUCUGACUCUCCAAGUAGUCGUGUAGACCUACAGGCAAUUGACAUAAAUGGGUGUGUUGGUCCAGACAGCACAGAAGAUCCAAAUUAUCAACUAAGUGAAGAGGAAACAAAAUCUAAACCUGAUUUGACUUCAAGCAGAAUUUUGAAAGAACUGAACUACAAGGAAUCGCCUUCUGCAGGUCAAAACAACGACCCAAAGAAAGCUAAAAUAGAUACUUGUACCAAUUGGUGUGUUGUUGAAGGUCUUUUGAAACAGGAAAACAAAUCAAUGUGGAAGAAGAUAUAUCUUUCUGGAGGGAAGGCUAUGAUUUCCAACAGUUUUGGUAAAAGAGUUCCUUUUGUUUUGGAGCCAUGUGGAUUGAUGACGCCCAAAGACUAUGAUGACAACUAUAUCUGCAGAAGCUGUGUCAGGGAUAAUGAAGUAGUGUUGCGAUGCAAAGGUGGUUCAAGAGUUGUACAUUCUUCUGCCAUGCCACAAGAACCUGAUAACAGUGAACCCACUACCAAAUGCAGCACACCCCUAUCAUCUAGUCACAGUCUGCUGACAAGCUUUUCAAGAUCAGGUUCAGUCAAGCGCAAGAGGAGUGAAGAUGCCAACGGUUCUGUAGUGAACUCAUCAACUGACUCUGACCAAAUGGAGAAGAAGCGAAGGAAAGAUGCCAUUGUCAGAUCUGGUAGCAGCACCCCAGCAAGCCCUCAAGUGCGCAGAGCCAGGGGAGAACAGCUAGUGUUACCCAGAAACCUCAUACGACCAUGGCAACCAAAGAAAACAACAAAGACAUCACAAAGUGUUAUUAGAGAAGACACAGAAUUUGCAAAGAGAGUUGAGGAGAUUAUCAAAAAUACACAGCCAGGCUCAGACGAAGAAAUGUCUAUGAUAAUGUUUUCUAAAUCUAGCAGAAUUCAACGUUCACCCACUAAGACUACAGAGUAAUGUUCUUCUUAUGUCAGUGAGAUAAAACCAAAGUUGUAAUUUGAAGGUGGUGGCAGCCAACACUUUUGAUUAAUAUUGUUUGUAGCUAAGACUGAAACAUACACCAAGCGGUGAAGGUUCAUAGCCUUUGCAUCCAGUUUGGCACAGAAUUUCUCAUUCCAUUUCCUUGUAAUGAGUCUUUUUACUACUCUCUGUUUAGCCAGCAGGUAGACACUUUAGGGUUUGCUGUAAGGUCAGUUUAAAAGCCCCGAAUCUGUUUAUUUUUGUACCUCUCAUCCAAGAUAAGCUUAGUCAUUUAACACGACUGCUAAAGGUAGGCCUUUUUAACUAAAUAAAGUACAUUUUGAGAGGUGAAUUCUCACAAU
Stylophora pistillata is the source of this 1912-nucleotide messenger RNA. RefSeq lists its product as uncharacterized. Gene Ontology annotation, biological process: system development. The record is from RefSeq and is a predicted model, not a curated record. Gene Ontology annotation, molecular function: chromatin binding. NCBI's taxonomy places the organism in Eukaryota, Metazoa, Cnidaria, Anthozoa, Scleractinia, Pocilloporidae. Gene Ontology annotation, cellular component: nucleus.